AUGCAGUACGUAGCUGUGCGUCUGACGUCAUCCCCCUUAGUAACCCUCGGCGGCGUCUCCAGGAGAGAAGGCAACAAGAUGGGAUUGCUGUCCAUCCUGCGUAAGCUAAAGAGCACACCGGACCAGGAGGUGAGGAUACUGCUGCUGGGUCUGGACAACGGAGGGAAGACGACCCUGCUCAAACAGUUGGCAUCCGAAGACAUCAGCCACAUCACCCCCACGCAGGGAUUCAACAUCAAGAGCGUCCAGUCUCAGGGAUUUAAACUGAACGUUUGGGACAUCGGAGGCCAGAGGAAGAUCAGGCCGUACUGGAGAAACUACUUUGAGAACACUGAUGUGCUGAUUUAUGUCAUUGACAGCGCUGACAGAAAGAGGUUUGAGGAAACGGGUCAGGAGCUGGCUGAGCUGCUGGAUGAGGAGAAGCUGAGCGGCGUUCCUGUGCUGAUCUUUGCGAACAAGCAGGACCUGCUGACGGCCGCCCCGGCAUCCGAGAUCGCAGAGGGCCUCAAUCUGCACACCAUCCGGGACCGAAUGUGGCAGAUCCAGUCCUGCUCCGCCCUCACUGGUGAGGGCAUUCAGGAGGGCAUGAAUUGGGUCUGCAAGAGCGUAAACUCCAAGAAAAAAUAGCUCGGCUUCUAGUCUUCCAGCCCUCAGGAGCAGCAGCAGCAGCAGCAGCAGCAGCACACACACUGACACACAUGGCAGCCUCCUGAGCCUUAGUACGAUGGGAUAUACCUGUGAAUGUACACACACUACUAAUCCAACGUGGACUUGGAGUUUUUAACCCCCCCCCUGCAUCCCUGUCACCGCUGACGUCCACUAAUCUCAGCACAUGUCUCCGCGUCGGCCUCCACCUCAGAGGACGGGCGUUUUGCCUUCAAAGAGGAACCCAUGCCAGGAAUUAGACCCCUCCGUCCACCCACGUCGCCGUCACACUCCUCACCCGACACGACCUCAAACAUCCCCGUUACAAAACUGCUGUCUUUUUCACCGAGGAAUUCCAACGUGUUCUUGAAGCUCUUUCACUCGCUGUCCUGGAAACCAGCCCUCCUCCAUCUCCAUCGUUUUUCCUCCAUCUUCUGUGUUGAUGUUUUCUUUCUUUCUUUCAUUUUUUUUUUUUUAAAGAAAUCAUUCCACGAUGGCUGUAAGCGCUUUUCCUGCUAUGGCUCUGUUUGAAGUGAGGUAUAUUUUUGUAAUUUGUUUUAUUUAUGGUGAAGUAGAGUGUAGAGUGCUUUCAAACAACAGCUCGUGCGGUGUGUGUGUGUGUGUGUGUGUGUGUGUGUGUGUGAUCCCCAGGAUGUUGGCGUAUCGGUCCAGCUCUCCCCCUGCUAAAGAAUAAUACUGUUCAUAUGUAUAAAAAAACAAAAAGAAAAAAGAUGAAACUAAAUGGUUAAAAGGAGAACUACUACACUUUUGGAUCAACUGUAAAUAGUUGGGCCCCGUGUUCAUAUGUUACGUUAUGCACAUGUUAUAGAGUAUGUGUCGCCCCGCUGUGCUUCGUAGUCUAUAAUGUUUGCAUAUCUAAUGUAUGCUGGCAGAUUUUUAACAGAGGUACACGUACUGUAUGUCCCGACGCAUUUCCAUGUGCUCUUUGGGUUAGUGAGGGAACUCUUUCGGCAUUUCCUUUUGAUAUUCUUGAAUGUAAUCUGUCCAGAAUUGAAGAUACUGUAUGUGAAUAAAAAAAAAAAAAAA
Molecule: messenger RNA, 1692 nt
Organism: Stegastes partitus (bicolor damselfish)
Lineage: Eukaryota; Metazoa; Chordata; Actinopteri; Pomacentridae
Product: ADP-ribosylation factor-like protein 3
Exons: 7
Coding region: 1-627 (208 amino acids)
Molecular function (GO): GTPase activity; GTP binding
Source: RefSeq, a predicted model, not a curated record